Ipomoea nil (Japanese morning glory) is the source of this 1847-nucleotide messenger RNA. Its product is annotated as F-box protein At4g18380-like. The transcript is spliced from 2 exons. NCBI's taxonomy places the organism in Eukaryota, Viridiplantae, Streptophyta, Magnoliopsida, Solanales, Convolvulaceae. The coding region runs from base 254 to 1420 and encodes 388 amino acids. Gene Ontology annotation, molecular function: protein binding. The record is from RefSeq and is a predicted model, not a curated record.
AACCUCGCAAACACGCAUACUUUAUCACUGCAAGAACUGUGUUUUCAUCUCCAGACUUCACACCUCUCUCUCUCUAAAAUCUGCCCCUGCCAUGUCUAUUUCUUCUCUAUUAGAUCCAUAAAGCCCAUUUCUUCAAAUCCCAAUCCUACCGGAUUCUCUCAAUUCUCCGUUCUUGCGUUUAUUCAUAGUUAUAUAUCGUUUUCUGGGUGUCUUUGUGGAGAUACAUACAUAUAUAGCUUGAAAUUGUUGGGAUAUGGGUUCUGUAAGGCCAGAUCUGAGUUGCAGAGUGUACCCGGAGCCGGUGGACCACUUCGACCGGCUGCCGGAUUCUCUCAUCCUGCUCGUCUUCAAUAUGAUCGGCGAUGUCAAAGCUCUCGGCCGAUGCUGCGUCGUUUCCAAGCGUUUCCAUUCGCUCGUGCCCCAGGUUGACAACGUCGUCGUUCGGGUUGACUGCGUUAUCUCCGACGAAGACGGUUCUUCACCGUCGUCGUCGGCCGCGGCGGCGGCGGCCGCGUCUGACAAGUCUCGGCACCCCAUCUCCUCCAUCCUCCGCCUCGUGUUCACGGGCCUGCUCAAGCCUUUCCAGUCUCUCUCCCAAUUCAUCUCCGCCUCCCCGAGGCGCGUCGCCGCGUCGUCGGCGCUCGAAGACGGCGAGUUUGACCAGAGCUCCGUGACCCACCACUCCCCCACUCAGGUCUUGAAGAAUUUUAACGAAAUCAAGCUCCUCCGCAUCGAGCUGCCGAGCGGCGAGCUCGGAAUCGACGACGGCGUUUUGCUGAAAUGGAGGGCCGAUUUCGGGUCCACGCUGGACAAUUGCGUCAUCCUCGGCGCCUCGUCGGUGACUCACCCCUCAACCACCGGUAAUAAUAAUAACAACAAUACCCCACUCCCCGACGAUCAAACUACUAACAAUGAGGCAAAUGCCGCCGAGAACGAUAAUGGGAGCAUACCCGAAUCCUUUUACACUAGCGGCGGCUUAAAAUUACGCGUAGUGUGGACAAUAAGCUCCCUAAUCGCCGCUUCUGCUAGACAUUAUUUACUUCAACCCAUAAUUGCAGAGCAUAAAACUCUGGAUAGUUUGGUUUUGACCGACACGGAUGGGCAGGGAGUUCUGUGUAUGAACAGGGAGCAGCUUGAGGAGCUGAGAGUGAAGCCACUCUCCGCAUCCUCGGCCUCCAAGCGAACUUUGGUGCCGGCUCUGAAUAUGCGCCUCUGGUACGCUCCACAUUUGGAGUUACCAGAUGGAACAGUGCUUAAAGGUGCGACCUUGGUGGCUAUUAGGCCCAGCGAGCAGCACAAGAAAGAUGUGGUUGGGUCAGAUGGGAAUUGGGUAGCUUCGGCUUUCGAUGAACCCUAUGGGGCAGCUGCAAGGAUGCUGGUGAAGAGGAGAACCUACUGUCUUGAAAUGAACUCGUUCUGAAAGCGAAUCAAGAAUUCGUUAGAUGGAUCUCUAAGCUGAGGUUGCUGCUUUUGAUGAAAGAUGGAUUCACGUGUCAUGGAAGGAUGAGAAACAGUACAAUUUUGUCUUGAGCCGCAAUUGAGUUAAUUGAGCCUCUUUACAUAUGAAUCGUAAAUUCGUAAUGGAGCAAUGCAUGCUUCGGGAGAUGAAAUACCAAUUGUCAACUGAUCAAUAGCUGUAAAUGUGUUGUUGUGCACUUAAACAAACGGACAACAGGCAUAUGCUUUAUGGAUGCUGAGAAUGCUUAAUGAUUUAUGUUGUAAGAGCUUUGUGCCUUUGACAUCGUCGUGGUCUACUUAGUUUCCUCUGUGAAUAUUGUAGGUUAUGCUAUGCUUAUGUGAUGUACUUUCAAGGUUAAUCGAGCAAUGAAUUGUGUAUUUCGCUCGUA